This is a messenger RNA of Penicillium macrosclerotiorum, 1239 nucleotides long. RefSeq names its product MFS transporter. Lineage: Eukaryota; Fungi; Ascomycota; Eurotiomycetes; Eurotiales; Aspergillaceae. The transcript is spliced from 6 exons. Bases 1 to 1239 code for a protein of 412 amino acids. Gene Ontology annotation, cellular component: membrane. Gene Ontology annotation, biological process: transmembrane transport. Gene Ontology annotation, molecular function: transmembrane transporter activity. The record is from RefSeq and is a predicted model, not a curated record.
AUGGAGUCGAUAGAUGUGGCAGAACCGGAGGGCCCUCAGCCGCCCAAACUCGGGCUCAAGCUCACGAGUACUGGGUUGGCCUUCUUCGUGGCUGGUAUCAAUGAUGGAAGCUUGGGACCGUUAAUUCCCCGAAUCCGUGAGGCGUGGCACAUUUCUGAGGAUAAAGUCGCUAUCCUAUAUGCCGCGACCUUCUGCGGCUGGCUUGUGACCGCGCUCACCAACAGCUUUCUGUCGCAAUACCUUGAUCUCGGUAUUUUCCUCACGAUUGGGGCAGUCCUACAGAUAUUAUCCCAGCUUCUCAGGGCCUGGGUUCCUCCGCUUCCCCUCUUCGCCAUCACUUUCUUCCUCGCGAGUCUCGGCCAGGCAUUCCAGGACACGCACGCUAAUACAUUCGUCGCAUCUAUCAAGACGAGCCAUCGUGGGCUGGCAUUUAUUCAUGCCAUGUAUAUGGCAGGCUGUCUCGUAUCGCCUUUUGUCGCGACAGCAAUAUCUUCCGCUGGCCCAUUCAGUCAAUGGAAUCUCUUUUAUAUCCUGCCACUCGGACUUGGAGUCGCCAACUUGGCCCUUGCCCUGUAUGCAUUCCGCGACGUACUCGGGUUCAAGCGCGUGUCUGGGGAAACCGAGCAAGACGUACAAUCACGGACCCGGAACGCCGUAGAAAACAUGCAGAAGAUCAUGGCCUCACCUAGUGUGUGGGUCUUGAGUUUGUAUUUCUUUUUCUUUCUCGGUGCGGUUAUCACCGCUGGCAGCUGGACUGUGGAAUAUCUGAUUCAAGUCCGUGGCGGCGACCCCGAUAACAUGGGCUAUGUUGCCGCGGGACUUUCUGGGGGAGGCUUACUGGGACGUUUGAUAUUAGCCGAGCCCACCUAUCGCUUUGGGGAGCGUCGAAUGAUUCUCCUCUAUGUGCUCCUCUGUCUUGCCCUGGAGCUCGUUUUCUGGCUAGUCCCUCACAUUAUCACUGCCGCCGUUGCGAUCAGUCUUUUUGGUUUCUUUUCCGGCCCAUUCCUUGCCAGGGGCGUGUCUGUAGCCUUUAAACUCAUUGCAGCCGAUAUCCGAUCAUCUGCUCUCGCCUUCAUUUUUGUCCUUGGCCAGGUUGGAGGGUCUCUCUUCCCGGCCAUUACAGGAAGUAUUGCAUCGCACAGUGGAGUUGCAGUCCUCCAACCUAUGCUUGUUGGAUUGCUGGGAGUUACCGGGGUGACGUGGUUCCUACUGCCCAAAACUACAGCCCAUGAGGAUUAG